AUGGCCAUUAUCACCACUCUCGAAGAAAGUGGAUCAGCUGAGAACACAGCGAGCAAUACGAUAAUCGACACGGACGACAAUUGUCAGAGCCAGGUUCCACCGGUAGCUAUCGUCGGUCUGGGUAUGAGAUUGCCAGGAGCUAUUCACACUGCCGAACAAUUAUGGAAGACUAUAGUUCAGAAACGCUCAACACGAUGCGAAAUUCCAGCUUCAAGGUUCUCGGUAGACGGAUUUCAUAGUCCAUCAGCCAAACCAGGUUCAGUAGCUAUGCGACAUGGACACUUCUUAGAUGAGUUUGACGAUCUUCAUCGCCUUGAUACAUCACUCUUUUCUAUGGGAAUUACCGAAGUGAACGAUAUUGAUCCGCAACAGCGAAUGUUGCUCGAAGUCGUCUACGAGUGUAUGGAAUCAUCGGGUCAGGUCAACUGGCAGGGUAGUAAUAUUGGAUGUUACGUUGGCGUUUGGGGAGAAGACUGGCUCGACCUUCACGCUAAAGAUUUGUUUGACUCGGGCACAUAUCGGGUAUCAGGUAGUCACGACUUUGCGAUUUCCAAUCGCAUUAGUUAUGAAUACAAUCUCAAAGGCCCAUCGUACACUAUCAAAGCCGGCUGCUCAUCAUCAUUGAUUGCGCUUCACGAAGCUGUGCGAGCCAUCCGGGCUGGAGACUGUGAUGGAGCCAUCGUCGCUGGCACGAAUCUUAUCUUCUCGCCGACUAUGUCAAUGGCCAUGACAGAGCAAGGUGUGCUAUCUCCAGAUGCCUCUUGUAAAAGUUUCGAUGCCAAUGCAAAUGGAUAUGCUAGGGGUGAGGCUAUCAAUGCUAUUUUCCUAAAAGGCCUGAGUAGCGCACUUAGGGAUGGAGAUCCCAUUCGUGCUGUUGUCCGAGCAACAUCUUCGAACUCAGAUGGCAAGACCCCGGGAAUGUCUAUGCCUAGUUCAGAAAGCCACAUGACUCUAAUACAGCACGCAUAUCAUGAAGCGGGCUUGAACCCUAAGGAUACGGUUUUUGUUGAAGCUCACGGAACGGGAACUCCAGUAGGCGAUCCGCUGGAAGCGAUCGCCAUCUCACGUGUAUUCGGAGGGAGGAAAGAACGACCAUUCUAUUUGGGAAGCGUCAAGCCAAACCUAGGCCAUAGUGAGGGAGCCUCGGGUAUAUCCUCUGUUCUCAAAGUGGUACUGGCCCUGGAGAAUCGGAAAAUUCCUCCCAACAUCAAUUUUUCGAUACCGAAUCCCAAGAUCCCGUUUAAUGAAGCCAACAUGGUAGUUCCCUGCGAGGUUCUUCCUUGGCCAGAAAACCAACCUCUUCGUGCCAGUGUUAACUCUUUCGGCAUUGGAGGUGCAAAUGCACACUGCAUUAUAGAGAGUAUCGACCAGUUCUUCAGCGAUAAUGCCGUUCAAAAACGCAUGAGCAAUCCAUAUUUGGGCAUAACGAAAACUAAGAGGUUCGAUAAUAGAAAACUCAACAACGUCUCGGACGGGACUAGAUUCACAAACGGGGUUCAUGGAGCCAAAGCGUUAGACGUCAAGGAAGGUCACAUCGACUUACCGUACAAGUUGGCAAGCAAAUUCUUUAUCGACGACUCUAACGGCCUUAAAUCAAUCAAGGAAUCUGAAUUAUCUGAUGCCACUGGUCAUGGAUUGCACACGCCAAGAAAAGUACUUUAUACGAUAUCUGCGGCUAGUCCUGCUUCUCUAAAGGCAAUGGUACUUGAACACCAGAAAUACCAGCAACAGAACAAAAAGAACCAACUAGACGUUUCGUACACGCUUUGCAACCGGAGGGAGCACUUGUCUCAUCGUGCGUAUAGUGUUCUUUCUACCAUCUCGCUGGAAGGCGAGAGCCAACCAGCGCUCGAGUUUUCUUCUCCAGCCAAGGUAGCAAACGCUAAAGCGGAUGUGAACAUGGUUUUCACUGGCCAGGGAGCCCAGUGGGCUGGGAUGGCAAGUGAGCUUCUACAAGACUACUCCAUCUUUCGCGACACCAUUAGUAAUUUAGGUCGUGUUUUGUCACAGCUUGAGCAUAGUCCAACUUGGGAUCUUGCAGAGGAGCUGAGAAAGCCAGAGGCUACCAGCAGAAUAGGUGAAGCUGAAUUCUCACAGCCACUUGUUUGUGCUGUUCAGUUAGCUUUAGUUGACCUGUUGCGAGACUGGGGCCUCCUGCCGACCGCUGUUGUCGGCCAUUCUAGCGGUGAGAUAGCGGCUGCAUAUGCUGCAGGUGCCAUUACUUCCGCCGAGGCUAUCACCAUUGCAUAUUACCGCGGAUAUGUGAACAAAUACAAUAAAAGAUCCGGAGGUAUGGCCGCAGUUGGUUUGGGAGCGCAGCACGUCAUUCCAUAUCUAGCUGACGGGGUGGUUGUCGCAUGCGACAACAGCCCACAGAGCAUCACGAUCUCUGGAGACAAGGAUGUUCUCCAAGACGUAUGCAAAGAGAUACAAGAGAAGGAGCCAGAUGCUUUGGUGCGCCUGCUGAAGGUUCCAGUAGCAUAUCAUUCCCAUCACAUGCGCGAUCUGGGAGAUAGCUUUGAAAGUCUAUUAAACGGCAAGCUACACAGCAAGGUUCCUGUGAUCCCAUUCUUUUCCAGUGUGAAGAGUAAACAGCUUCAAGAACCUGGAUCUCUCAAUGCUGCAUACUGGCGCGAGAAUCUCGAAAGCCCAGUGCUUUUUACCGACGCGGUGAGGCUACUUCUCGAAACCCAGUCGUCUUCCAGGGGCGUUUUCAUUGAAAUUGGCCCACACAGCGCUCUAGCGGGGCCUCUUCGUCAGAUAUUCAAGGCUCACGGCACUGGCCAGCAAGCAUACGCAACGGCAUUGACUCGUGGAAAAGACUCCGUAGAGUCAGUACUCAAACUUGCUGGAGAAUUGUUCAUCCAGGGUGUACCUAUAAACUUGUCCCGUAUCUCGCCUGUGGGGAAUGUGGUGACGGACCUGCCACUGUAUCCAUGGAACCACGAGAAAGAAUUUUGGGCCGAGAGCCGCAUAAGUAAAGAGUGGAGGUUCCGCAAGUACCCUCAGCAUGAACUUCUAGGCUCCAAGACUCUUGAGAGUAGCAAGCUUCAGCCUGAAUGGCGAAAUGUCCUAAAACUUGAAGCGGUACCCUGGCUACGCGAUCACCAGGUCCUCAACGACGUGAUUUUCCCCUGUGCAGGUUACCUUUCCAUGGCUGUUGAGGCUGUUCGCCAAGCGACUGAGAGUACUGAAGUCGACGGAUUUACCCUAAGGAAUGUCAUCGUACGGUCUGCAUUGGUGAUGACCGAUUCCAAGCCAAUCGAAUUGAUAACAACCCUGCGACCUGUACGACUUACCAACACGCUUGACUCAAAUUGGUGGGAGUUUAGCAUCAUGUCACACAAUGGCUCAAACUGGAUGAAGCAUUGUGAUGGCCAGGUCAGGACGAAUCGCGACGCGGAUAAGUUUAAGGAAGCAACAUCCCAGCACUUGUCAACGACUAAUAAUGAAGCCUAUCCACGCGCUGUAAACGACUUGUAUCCCCAGCUUCAUAGGCUUGGCCUAAGAUAUGGACCCUACUUCCGUGGACUCGAAGAUGUUAAAUGUCAGCCAAAUGGCAAGAGAGCCAUGGCUACAUUGAGCAAGAUGGCCACCUCAGAAUCGUCGUAUGCGAUCCAUCCCGCUACGAUUGAUCAUUGCCUCCAAUUGUUCUUUCCCGCUAGUUGCGAUGGUGUCUUUUAUCGUGCUGAAAAACUAUGUGUACCAACAGUCAUUGGUAAUCUAUACUUAGCAAAUGGCAAGGCAACGGAGGUUGAGGGAUCCCAGAUCGAAGCAUCAUCCUCAUCAACCUCGGGGGGAACAAUCUCCGGAAACGCAAAGGUAUUUUCCAAGAAAAAUGGAGCUGUCUUGCUGCAGUUAGAGGGUGGAAAGUUCUCUCCUAUUGAAUCUACUGAGCAGAAUGACAGCAAUUCUGAAUCCAUCGCGGCGGCCCAACUCACUUGGAAGUCACAUCUUGAUCUUGCCGAUAUGGAGAGUCUGAUUCGACCAAACCAAGCGUUGGUAAACGACAAUCACGACCUCGAUCUUGUGGAAAAGUUAACUCUUCUCUCCAUCUUUGUUGUCAAAGAGCGCAUGGAAAGCAUUCCUUCACCCCCACAUCUUGAACACAUAAGCAUGUUCCGCAACUGGAUCCAUAACCAGGCAGCCCGGCUGAUUGAAGACCACUCUAAACUUCAACCUGAAGCCCAGAAGAUCAUAUCUUUGGAGCCUAGUGCUCGGCUCUCACUUCUAGUAGAAUUGCGACAGGAGAUCAUGAAAUCAGGGGCCGCUAGUGCGGCAGUUCUGAUUGGCCGUAUCAUUGACCGUUGUGAAGAUCUCUUGCGAGGCUCUAUUGACGGCAUUGAAGUGCUACAAGCAGACAAUGGUCUAACGGAUUAUUACAACUACGUAGAGUCACGCACUGAUUCCGUGGAUUUCUUCGUCGCUGCUGGCCAUACACGACCGACGCUUCGUGUCCUUGAAAUUGGCGCUGGUACAGGGGGUAGCACUCAUGUUAUCCUUGAGGGUUUAAUGAGUAAAAACGGAGUCGAUCGACUCUACUCUACCUAUGCUUAUACCGAUAUUUCUGCUGGAUUUUUCGUCAAUGCCCGUGAACGGUUCAAGGCGUAUCCCGCUCUGGAUUUUCGGGUUCUCGAUAUCACCAAGGACCCCAUCGAGCAAGGAUUCGAGGCGGCAUCGUUCGAUUUGAUCAUCGCCGGCAAUGUUCUUCACGCCACUCCAUCGCUGGGUGAGACACUAGCAAAUGUGCGCAAGCUGCUCGCUCCUGAGGGCUACCUCUUCCUUCAGGAACUAUCCCCAAAGAUGCAAAUGGUUAAUUUCAUCAUGGGCAUCUUGCCAGGAUGGUGGCUUGGAGCCGGAGAAGGCAGAUCCAUAGAGCCUUAUCUGACGCCAGAAAAAUGGGACGCAGUCCUGAAGCAACCUGGCUUUUCAGGCACCGAUGCUGCCAUAUACGAUGCGCCGAGUCCUUACCACAUCAACGCCAAUAUCAUUUCCCGACCUGCGAGAAGCUCGCAAGUUCAUAAUAUCAUUGAUGAUUCGGACAUAAACGAGGUAGGUCGAGACAAUAAUCGUCCACGGGUGACCUUAUUGUAUCGUCCAUGCGAUGAGGAUUGUGAGCGCGUCGUACGGCUGCGUUCUUCGAUUGAAGAGAAGGGCUUCCGAACAAUCCUGAGGAGCAUAGAGCGAAAUCAGGAGAUUAAAUCAGAUGACCAAGAACUGUUGGUCUCAUUGCUCGAUAUCAGGAAGCCGUUCCUCGAGUCCAUAUCGGAAGCCAAUCUAACAGCUUUGCAAGCAAUUGUCUCAAGUCUAGGCAGUACGCCAAUGCUCUGGAUCAUGCCACCAGCACAAAGGAACGUCGAUCGCGACGGAAACCCUAGUUUUGGGCUAUCCUUGGGGCUCCUACGUACACUGCGCAAUGAGCGUUCCGUAGCCAUUACCACGCUGGAAAUGGACCAUAUGGACGAUGCAGGCUUUGCUGCUGCUACUAAGCUUAUAGGAAAACUUGCACACAAAAGGGGGCAAAGCUGUAGUGGUUUGAAGGGAACUUCAGGCAUAGACCCAGACCGGGAGUUUUUCUUCACCAAAGGAGCUCUCGAAGUGGGCAGGUACCAUCCCGUCACUCUAUCUCAAGAGUUGGCACUCAAAUCACAGAAGUCUGGAGCCGUGACACUUCAAAUAGGACGCCCAGGACUACUGCAGUCACUCAAGUGGGUCGACCUUACAGCACAGAAACCGGCACACAAUGAGAUCGUCGUCGAGCCUCGGUGUGUGGGCUUGAAUUUCAGGGAUGUACUCCUCUGCAUGGGUAUUGUAGAGGCAAACAAUGUCAACAUCGGCCUGGAAGGAUCUGGCAUAGUCACGAAGGUCGGAAGCGGUGUCACUGGGCUUCAGCCAGGAGACCGUGUUUUCUAUCUUGCAGACAAAUGCUUCUCAACUGAACUAACUGUAUUGGCCGAGCGAUGUGCCAAGAUCCCUUCUUCGCUACCAUUCGAGCAGGCUGCGACGAUGCCGUGUGUUUACGCUACUGUGAUCCACUCUUUGCUUGAUAUGGGUGGAUUAAAGUCCGGCAUGUCGAUUUUGAUUCAUUCGGCAUGUGGUGGCAUCGGCAUUGCUGCUCUUAACAUAUGUCAGAAUAUCCCAGAUCUAGAGGUAUACGUCACGGUCGGAAGCGAAGUCAAAAUUGAGUACUUGAUGCAAAAUUUUGGCCUUAAACGGGAACAAAUUUUCAAUUCCCGAGACACAACGUUUCUGCAUGAUGUGCAAGUUGCUACAAAGGGUCGGGGAGUUGACCUUGUGCUUAACAGUCUCUCUGGUGAGCUACUCCAUGCUUCAUGGCAAUGCGUUGCCCCCUAUGGAAAGAUGCUUGAGAUUGGCAAAAGAGACUUCAUUGGGAAGGCCCGCCUAGAAAUGGAUCUCUUUGAAGCAAAUAGGAGUUUUAUCGGCAUUGAUCUAGCUCGAUUUGAUGCGACGAGAUGCCAAGGGUUGUUACAGCGAACGGUAAAAAUGCUCACAACAGGGUCAAUCAGACCUAUAGAGCCCAUCAAAAUCUUCGAUGCGACUGAGGUCGAGGCGAGUUUUCGGUAUAUGCAGAAAGGUACGCACCUUGGCAAGGUUGUGGUGUCAAUUCCAGAGAAAGGCAUGGGCCUACCGAAGACACCACAGACACCGCACGUUGAGCUCAGUCCAUCGGCUACCUACAUGCUCGUAGGCGGACUGGGUGGUUUGGGACGCGCUGUUGCAACGUGGAUGGUAGAAAGAGGGGCACGUCACCUUAUGUUCCUUUCGCGUUCUGCUGGUCAAAGUACCAACGACCAAGCUUUUUUCCAGGAGUUGCAAUGUCAAGGCUGCACAGCACAGGCUGUCCAAGGCGACGUAACAGAUAUAGCCGAUGUUGAGCGCGCAAUGGCGUCUGCACUUCCAGGAAAGCCCAUUCGGGGCAUUCUACAAAUGUCCAUGGUACUUCGCGACAAGGCCUUUGCGGAUAUGGAUCUGGAGGACUGGCAAACAACGGUCAAGGCCAAAGUAGAGGGCACGUGGAAUCUUCACCGCGCCGCACCACAAGACCUCGAUUUUUUCUUCGCCACUGGAUCUAUCAGCGGCUCAUUCGGUAUGCCUGGCCAAGCAAAUUAUGCUGCCGGUAACACAUACCUUACUGCGUUCACUCAGCAUCGUCAAGCGCUCGGUCUGCCCGCUUCAGUACUUCAUGUUGGUCUGAUGGAGGACAUUGGUUAUCUCGCUCAAAAUCCGACAAGGGCUGAAGCACUCAGGGCCGCUGGUGGAUUCUUUCUGCGUACCCGCCAAUUGCUGGAAGGAAUCAAUUGGGCUCUGACUCCGAGUGCGGGCAAGCCAGAUCAUUUGAACCAUCAGCUCACCAUUGGCUUGCGAUGUGAGAAGCCAUUGCUGGACCCCGCUAACCGUGUCAUCUGGAAAAAGGACUCUCGCAUGGGCCUGUAUCACAAUCACAACGCGUCAAGUGGCACGGGCGGUGGUGCAGAGGACAACGAUACUGAAGCCCUUCGUCUCUUCAUGGCUUCAGCUGAUGCAGGACCGAGUAUCCUGGAUGAGCAGGCUUCGGUAGAUUUUGUGACGCGCGUCAUCGGCACUCGCGUUUAUACUUUUAUGCUUCACCCGCUCGAGGACAUGGACUUGACUGCAUCGCUGACAUCCUUGGGCGUGGACUCGUUGGUCACCAUAGAGCUGCGUAACUGGAUCAAGCGCAGUUUUGGUGGUUUAGAGUUCAGUACCUUAGAGAUCCUCGACGCUCGUACUAUCGAAGGCUUGGGUAGACUCACAAUAGACGCACUGAAGACACGAUUUGGGGAGGCAGGGGUGAACCAGAAAGGCGAUGCGUAUCUAGAUAUGAAGGCUCCAUAG
Messenger RNA from Bipolaris maydis ATCC 48331, 7875 nucleotides. RefSeq lists its product as uncharacterized. The record is from RefSeq and is a predicted model, not a curated record. Gene Ontology annotation, molecular function: phosphopantetheine binding; fatty acid synthase activity; 3-oxoacyl-[acyl-carrier-protein] synthase activity. Gene Ontology annotation, biological process: fatty acid biosynthetic process; secondary metabolite biosynthetic process. Lineage: Eukaryota; Fungi; Ascomycota; Dothideomycetes; Pleosporales; Pleosporaceae.